GAGAGAGAAGAGAAAGAGAUGGGUAAGGUCGGAGGGGCAACGACGGCGAAGAAGAAAAAAGGCCGUCCAUCGCUCGUAGAUCUCAAAAAACGAGCACUAGAGCAACAAGAAUUGGAAAAUCACCAACAGUCACAACGGAGAUCCGCUCGCCGGAACCCUAACUCCGUGGCUGCUGUAGAUGAUGCAUCUGUUGAUGAAGAUGAGUACUACGAAGACGACGACGAUGAUGAGAGGAAAGAGAAGAAAGUCAAGCUCGUUGUUCGUUUGCCCCAAUUGAAUCAAGAAAGACAUUUGUCAUCGGAUUUAGUUCGAUCUUCAUCGGUUAAUUCGGUGUCUGGUGGUUCUGAUUCGAAUGCUGAUGUUGAUAAUCGCAAAAUUAACUCCGGAUCUGGUGGUAUUCCCAAUCAGCAUCAGGGGGGAAAGGUUCCGAAAGCGAUGGACACUCUGCAUGCAUCACCAUUGGAGGCCGGACCCACAACACCUUUGCCAGACAAAAAGUUGUUGGUGUUCAUUCUUGACAGACUUCAAAAGAAGGACACUCAUGGGGUAUUCUCCGAGCCGGUUGAUCCCAAUGAGCUCCCUGAUUACCAUGAAAUAAUCGACCAACCCAUGGAUUUUGGCACUGUCAGGAGCAAACUUGACAAGGGACUUUAUUCGAAUCUGGAAGAACUGGAGGCAGAUGUGUACUUGAUAUGUUCUAAUGCGAUGCAGUAUAACCCAUCCGAUACUGUUUUCUUUCGGCAGGCGAGAUCUAUACAAGAGUUGGCAAAAAGGGAUUUUGAGAACUUGAGGCAAGAGGGUGACGAUGGUGAGCUGCAACCGAAGGUAGUGAAAAGAGGUAGGCCUCCAAGUAAGCACCUGAAAAAGCCACCUGGCAGACCCCCUUUGGACGUUGUUGGUCCCGAAUCUACCUCAGGUGCCACUCUAGCAACUGCUAUAGACAACCCAAAUGAGUCUACUCCUUACAAUUUAAGAAGAGGACCCAUGGUGUAUAAGCAUCAGGCUGAUGGUUCACAUCCAUCGCAUCGUUCUCGCAAUGGCGAACAACACUCUGAACUUUUAUCAGAUUGGAAUGAAGAGUUUCCAGCUCAAAUUAAGAGGGCUGACAUGAAAUACGGCAACAAACAUUUUAAUAUAGACGAGACCAGGCGUGAUACAUACAAGCAGUUUCAUCCUUCAAACUAUGGUCACAAUCAUUCUCUGCUAUCCAACUUUGGCGGGGAAAGGAAGCAGUUAGUAGCGGUAGGACUUCAUGCUGAGCAUGGUUAUGCUAGAAGCCUAGCUCGAUUUGCUGCUAAUAUGGGCCCUGUUGUGUGGAAAAUUGCUUCGAAAAAGAUCGAGAAAGUUUUACCUCCUGGUGUGACGUUUGCUCCUGGUGUGGUUGGUGAACCCGAACCUUCUCCUCCACCUACGUCAUUUUUCCCAUCCGGGAAUCAAAGUUAUACCCCCAGAUUAGCCAGCGACGAUGUUCUAAACAAACCAGAACCCCCAUCAACUUCAGGUCCAAAGAAUGUUAUUGCCGAGGCUGAAACGAGUGAACCAAAGAUUGAAGUUUCUGCACUAAAAGCCAAUAAACUUCCACCCAACCAUGGUAGAAAUGGUUUGAAUGGUGCAAAUGUUUCCAAAAUGGGAAUGUUUGGUUUAGAGUCGGAUGGACAGAAGGCGACAAUUGGUGGUGAAAUGGGUGGUAAUGGCGGAAAAGCAUCUUGGCAGCAGGUAUCGUCAUCGAACCAUAGACCACCGUUUACAGUUCCAAUUCCACCUGAUCUAAAUGGGUCACCACCAGCACCAGGUUCUGUUGGACUGAGGAUGGGUUCACCUUCAGCUCAGCAGCCAGAUUUAGCAUUGCAGCUCUGAUUCUGUACUGACUGACCCUUGUUGUAUGUUGGCAGUGGAACAGGUGAGGCUUGAGUUGAGGGGAGGGAGGUGGUAUCUUGGUACUACUACAUUUGCAACAGAUGCCAAUGGCUGGAAACUGCUGUGUACAGAUUAACUGUAACUAUAUUUUUCUUGUUUUUCGGGUUUGAAAGCCUAAAAUAUUGAACGAUCUCUUUGUAACCUUGGAUUCAAGAUUGAUCGGAGUAGGAUGAACCUGAAGAAUUGGAAGAAAUAAACAUAGGACGCAUUGUUUUUAGGU
Molecule: messenger RNA, 2137 nt
Organism: Cynara cardunculus var. scolymus (artichoke)
Lineage: Eukaryota; Viridiplantae; Streptophyta; Magnoliopsida; Asterales; Asteraceae
Exons: 9
Coding region: 19-1857 (612 amino acids)
Molecular function (GO): protein binding
Source: RefSeq, a predicted model, not a curated record